Messenger RNA from Chrysochloris asiatica (Cape golden mole), 990 nucleotides. Its product is annotated as olfactory receptor 6M1-like. Gene Ontology annotation, molecular function: G protein-coupled receptor activity; olfactory receptor activity. Bases 1 to 990 code for a protein of 329 amino acids. Gene Ontology annotation, biological process: G protein-coupled receptor signaling pathway. Gene Ontology annotation, cellular component: membrane. The transcript is spliced from 3 exons. NCBI's taxonomy places the organism in Eukaryota, Metazoa, Chordata, Mammalia, Afrosoricida, Chrysochloridae. The record is from RefSeq and is a predicted model, not a curated record.
AUGGAUCACAGAAACAAGACCAGAGUCACGGAGUUCAUUCUUCUAGGGUUUCAGAAUGAGAAAGAAGUAGAAAUACUUCUUUUUGUUGCAUUCCUUUUCAUGUACAUUAUAUCUCUGAUUGGCAAUACUAUGAUUAUUAUCUUGGUGUGUGUUGACUAUCGUCUGCAUUCACCUAUGUAUUUUUUUGUAGCCAACCUUUCUUUCCUUGAAGUCACCAUCACCUCCACAGUGGUACCAAAGAUGCUAGCCAACACUUUUUCACUCACCAAAGCAAUAUCCUUCGUGGGAUGUCUUACACAGUCUUUCUUCUAUUUUCUCUUGGGAUCCACGGAGUUCUUCAUUCUGGCUGUUAUGUCCUUUGAUAGAUAUGUUGCUAUCUGCAAUCCACUAAGAUAUACCAUGAUCAUGAACAAACGAACAUGUAUAUUUUUGCUUCUGGGAUCAUAUCUAGGUGCAUUUUUGGCAAUUUUUGUAUCAUCAAUCUUAACGGCAUCUCUGCCCUUUUGUGGACCAAACAUAAUCAAUCAUUUCUUUUGUGACAGUGCCCCAGUGCUAAAGCUUGCCUGUGCAGACAUCUCUCUGACUGAGCUGGCUGACUUCAUUUCUUCUGCUGUAUUGCUCUUGGGUUCCCUGCUUUUGACAGCAGUGUCUUACACCUACAUUGUCAUUACUAUCCUUAGGAUUCCUUCCACCCAGGGACGGCAAAAGGCCUUCUCUACCUGUGUUUCCCAUAUCACAGUGGUUACACUUUAUUAUGGGAGCUCCAUCUUCAUCUAUGUUCGUCCAAAAAAGGGCAAUGUUAUGGAUGUUAACAAAUUUGCCACAGUACUGAAUACUAUUGUAACACCAAUGCUGAAUCCUUUCAUCUACAGCCUCCGGAAUGAAAAAGUCAAAGAAUCUCUAAGAGAUGUUUUCAAUAAAUUGGUACAAAGGGAAGAUGGAGCUCAGUCUCUGGAUAGGAAUCCACUGAGCGAUGUGUCACCACAAUAA